AUGAUAAAAGAAGAUGAUAUGAUCGCUCCGAGCCAAAGCCAGCUUUUCGGGCCUAAAAUUGCAGAUACAGGUGCAUCGGUUACGUGGGGCUUGAACCAUAUGGCUCGAGAGGAGGCCUUCGAGUUAUCCACUGUCGGUCCUUUCUCUCUUGUUACAAAAGCCUCAAUUUUUAAGUGCAGAUUGGAAAUAUCUAGUGGGCUGCCAGAUAUUGGAAGCAGGAGGUCUAGCAUGGAGAGUUCGGAAGAAUUCUUGAAUGCACAAACUAGGAUUACUUCAGGUGUCUUGCAUUUGUAUGCCAUGUUCGCAAAUAUGAGCUCUCGAAUUAUAGAUAUGAAAGGAGUAAUGCCACUGCCUCCACUCACCAUCACUAGUUUGUCGUGCCUAAAUACAAAGGUCCAUAGGGUCCUUCAACUGAGACCUCAAGACGAUCAAUUGAAGAAGGUGAUGAAAGCAUCUGGUGUAGCUUCUGCGACCAACUUCCUUCACUCUUAA
Molecule: messenger RNA, 492 nt
Organism: Dovyalis caffra
Lineage: Eukaryota; Viridiplantae; Streptophyta; Magnoliopsida; Malpighiales; Salicaceae
Source: the annotation of a GenBank genome assembly